AGUUAUGUUAAUAAUGGUGGGGACAUAUUGAAACAAGUCAAAUACACAGAUAAACUUCUCUAAUCUCUCCCGCCACCCACUUCUAUCUUCCUCUAAUCUCGCCUCUCAUCUCUCUUUCUCUCUCCUAUCUCAUGUUUUGUCCUCAUAUAAAAGACAUUAAGCUCAUUCUUAGAUUAAGAAUCUUAAUCCAACUCUAUAAGUCAUCUCUCUCUCUCUCUCUCUCUCUCUCUCUGUUUUUGUUUCAUCUCUCUUAAAAACAAAAGCAAUGGCCAUUGUUGCCGUUGACGAUUCUUUCAAGAGACCAGGAACCGUACCUUUCAGCUGGGAGAUCCGACCCGGUGUACCCAAGACCCGAAAUUCUCAACCCGGUAACACUCCUCUGCUUCAGCCUCCCAAGAAACUCUCUCCUCUCCGUUUAAAACCAUUGUCUCACUCUCAGCCACUUAACCUGCCGGCGUUAUCUCCGCCGUCGUCUUCUUUCAUCUCCAAUUCCAAAAGCCGUCCUUUGUCUCCUCUCACUCCUUCCUUUUCUACUCCAUCGAAGCUCAAACCGCCACCACCGUCCCAAUCUCCAUUCUACUCUCCGGGACCUUCUUUCCGAUCAUCCCCGCGUGCUUUCUCUGAACGGUGGCAGCUCCACCGCCCUAACCGGGGCAGACCCGGAUCCGAGUCCGAACCCAGACCCGAUUUUGCUGUUGCCGGGUUGGGGUGUUUCCCGACGCCUAAGUUUAGGUUGAGGAAGAACAAGAGCAGUGGUCGGAGAAAAACCGGGUCGAGAUCGGAGCGUGAUUACUGCUCCGAUAAGGAGACGAUGUCGCCGUGGACUGUUUCUAGCCGAAGAUCGGUUUCUCCGAGAUGGGACUCGCCGAAAUCGUCGUUCUCUUCGCUCCGAUUCUCGCCACGAAUCGCCAACGAAGCUGAAUGGGUCGGGUUUGGGCUCUUUUGAGCACAUUUGGAUGAACGUCUCGAGAUCGGUUAUUUAGCCAUCCGAACCAAGGAAAGCUUGAAUCGCUCAAAUCAAAUUAAAGCAAAUCUUGGGCUAUAAUGGAAUAUUUAUAUAGUGUAGGGUCCUAAAUGGCUAUUAUCUAAUGUCAAUAUAAUAUGUCCAUUGUGGUGGAUUUACCAAAGACAACCCAAAAUUUUGAAGUUUUGAGUGUGGGAGAAAGGAAUGUAAGAAGAUGUGAAAGUCAAAUCUUAUUUUAUUUUGUAUGAAGUGUAUUUCAAAAAGGGCGAUUGUAUUAUAUACAUCUCUGAUCA
Messenger RNA from Eutrema salsugineum, 1257 nucleotides. Its product is annotated as proline-rich receptor-like protein kinase PERK2. The record is from RefSeq and is a predicted model, not a curated record. The transcript has a single exon. Lineage: Eukaryota; Viridiplantae; Streptophyta; Magnoliopsida; Brassicales; Brassicaceae. The coding region runs from base 266 to 946 and encodes 226 amino acids.